This is a messenger RNA of Cynara cardunculus var. scolymus (artichoke), 629 nucleotides long. RefSeq names its product protein translation factor SUI1 homolog 2. The coding region runs from base 126 to 470 and encodes 114 amino acids. The transcript is spliced from 2 exons. Gene Ontology annotation, molecular function: RNA binding; translation initiation factor activity. Gene Ontology annotation, biological process: translational initiation. The record is from RefSeq and is a predicted model, not a curated record. NCBI's taxonomy places the organism in Eukaryota, Viridiplantae, Streptophyta, Magnoliopsida, Asterales, Asteraceae.
AUAUAAACCCCCCUUACCCUCGUCUUAUUUUCUCGUCAUCUAUACUUCGAUUCGAUCUGUCUUCUUUCUUGGGGUUGAAGGAGUUUGGCGAUUUUAGCAACUUAUCUUUCAUUCAAACAAAGUUCAUGGUUGAUAUAGAAGUUCAGAUCCCAUCUGCUUUCGAUCCAUUUUCCGACGUCGAUCAAGAUUCCGGUGGUGGUGCUGGUGUUAAAGAGUAUGUUCAUAUCCGUAUACAACAAAGAAAUGGUCGGAAAAGCUUGACGACGGUUCAGGGUCUGAAAAAAGAGCUCAGUUACGAGAAAAUCCUCAAAGAUCUGAAGAAAGAAUUCUGCUGCAAUGGCACAGUUGUUCAGGAUAAAGAACUCGGCAAAGUGAUCCAGUUACAAGGCGAUCAGCGUAAGAACGUAUCUGCGUUCUUGACCCGAGCUGCAAUCGUGAAGAAGGAUCAGAUCAAGAUUCAUGGUUUUUGAAACGGUUGCGAUUAUUAUAUAACGUUGUGUCGGUGUGUUCUCCGGUUGAUUUCAGUUUUCAUGUUUAGUGUGGUUUCUACGUAUGUGUAACUGGAUGGUGUUUACGCGUUUGGUUGAUUAUGAUGAAAUAAAAAUGCUUAGUAUUGAUUUACGUUGCUA